Molecule: messenger RNA, 1194 nt
Organism: Penicillium malachiteum
Lineage: Eukaryota; Fungi; Ascomycota; Eurotiomycetes; Eurotiales; Aspergillaceae
Product: phosphatase PAP2 family protein
Exons: 3
Coding region: 1-1194 (397 amino acids)
Biological process (GO): sphingolipid biosynthetic process; inositol phosphoceramide metabolic process
Cellular component (GO): inositol phosphoceramide synthase complex
Molecular function (GO): inositol phosphoceramide synthase activity
Source: RefSeq, a predicted model, not a curated record
AUGUCGGAGACGCCAGACCUCGGAAAGCCUCAAUUCGCAUCGCACUCAUGGCUCGAACCAAUCGUUGUCGUGGGUAUCAUGAUCGGAUCGUUGGUGCUUAAUAGACGCAAAAACUUCAGCAUUUUCGGAGACCAGGGGGAUGACCAAAAUUCCCGCGGAGGAUAUUUCGCCCUCGACGAUGAAGCCCGAGCACAGUCACCCAAUCCACUGAAGAUCGAACGAUUCUGUGGAAUUCCCAUCAAGACCCCCGAUUCCUCACGAUGGGCCAACAAUAUACACAGUCGAAUCCUGUAUAAAUUCCCUUUCUUGGUGGAGAUGUUCUACUGGGCUUUGAACUACGUCUUUUACUCUGUUACAAAAGCGGUUGCUGCGACUCUGGUUCCUGCUCAAGUGGGUGUUGUGGCUGUGGCACAGCAACAUGGAGAGGAUAUUCUUUGGUUUGAGCAUCAAUCGGCUUUCCGGUGGUUAUUCCCCAUCCUGGAAUCCGAUUACCAGCAUUUCUUCAUGACCUAUCAUCCCAACAUCCAAACUUUCUUCAAUCGGAUUUACUCCCUUGUGCAUAUCCCAGGAACUGUACUUUUCCUCUCCUGGUACUACCACGAAGCUCCUAACGCCCAUAUCUUCGCCGUUGCCCGCCGCACAAUGACCCUGGGCAAUUUCAUCGCUUUCGCCGUCUUCUGCAUUUACCCCUGCAUGCCUCCCCGCCUCCUCCCAGAAUCCUACAACUUCUUCGACACCGUCCGUCAAGAGCACGCCGAGAGUGUGUGGGUGGAUAGUAAAUCCGUGAACCAGUUCGCCGCGAUGCCCAGUCUACACUUCACCUAUGCCUUCGUGAUCAGUUGCACAUUCCUCUACCACUCCGAAAUCCUUCGCCGUAUUCGCGGAAAGCCUACCCGCAAGUCCACUUUCACUCAGGUCAUCUACGCCGUUCUCGCAGUGCUAUACUCCAUCCUGGUUCUGAGCGUUAUCGUCGCAACAGCCAACCACUACUGGAUGGAUGCCAUGAUGGCUAUGAUCUCCGUCACAGUGUGCUUCUUGAUUAACCGUGUAUUCCUGUUGCUUCUACCUCUGGAAUACUUUGUUUGCUGGGCUUUGCGUCUGGCGAAACCACUGCCUCAUGUAGGCGGUAAUAAGUCAGAUAACGGGUCCCAGUCUCCAAGAUAUCGCACUGUGGGCGCGUAUGAUGUCGUAUGA